This is a messenger RNA of Cladocopium goreaui, 366 nucleotides long. The record is from the annotation of a GenBank genome assembly. Lineage: Eukaryota; Dinophyceae; Suessiales; Symbiodiniaceae.
AUGCUAGAGAUAGAGAAGCAUUGGAGAAAGCUAAGAUUCGGUAUGUUCUUAACUGCACACCUGUUCGUUCCAACGGUGGCGUGGCAAACUUCUAUGAAAAAGACGCCACCAUGCGGAUGGAAUACUGCAGAGUCUCCAUGGGUGACAACGCAACAGAAACCUUGCAGUCACGUUUCGAGGCAAGUUGGGCCUUCUUGGAAAAAGCCCGUAUUCGUGAGGUGUGGGCAUCCAGAGCAAAAAACAUGGCGAGGUUUCCCAGACUUCCGGUGUUCCAAGCACUCUGUUGGGAGCCGUGGCAGGACGGAUCUGUGCUCAUCCAUUGCCAGCAGGGUGUUUCUCGUAGUGUGCCCUGCACUUGGGAUCUGA